UCUAAUAUAAAAUAUAUUUUUGGGUCACGAAACCGAAAUUUUUUUUUUAAAUUUUAAUUAGUUAUUUUUUAUUAUGCAGGAAAGUAACGAUCGCUUUAUUGGAAAUGAAUAUUAUAAUUGAAUCAGUAAUUGCAUUUACUCCAACAUUGAUAACAUCAAAAUUGUCAUUACCCGUGGAAAAAAUAUGGAUUCCCUACAGUGUUCUCGAUAAUAUUUAUUUAUAUUUAUUAACUUUCCUUUAUCAAAUUUUCAAUUCAUAUGCACGCUCAAUUCUAAUAUGUUCCAUAGAUUUGUAUCUAAUCAUUAUGAUGAGACAAAUCUGUGCACAACUACAAAUUUUUAAACAUCGUUUAAAUAAUUUACCACAAUUGCUCAUUGAAAAUAAUAAUAAUAAUAAUUCAUUUACAAUAGAAAAUAAAAAAAAUGAAUUAAAAAUUCUUAAAGAUUGGAUAAAUCAUCAUAAACAUGUUUACACAAUGGGCAAAAAGUUAAAUGAAUUAUUUAGUAUUAUGACAUUUGCUCAAUUUUUCUUGUCUACUUUAGCAUUAGGAGUAAUAAUUUAUCAAUUAGCAAAAGUAAAACUAUUUACGUCAAAAUUUUUCUUCAUGCUCUUUCGUUUAAAUAAUUAUUUACUUGAAAUCUAUCUUUUAUGUUGGUUUGGAGAAUUAAUGAUUAGCGAGAGUGUUGAUGUGGCACAAAAAAUUUAUGAAAUCAAUUGGCCAUUAUUUUCGACAAAUUCAAAAAAAUGUUUAAUUAUAAUAAUGUCACGUGCGAGAAUUCCAAUACAACUCACCGCUGCAUCUAUUAUAUCAUUGUCAUUUGACACUUUUUUCAAGAUUAUCAAAAUAUCUUAUACAGCAUUCAAUUUUUUGCGAAAUUCUUAAAAAUUACUGAACUGGUAGUUGAUAUUUAGUAAAAAAAACAACUGAAUAUAGCUUGUAAUAAAUAAUAGAAUCUUAAUAAAUAAUUGCAAACAAGAUUAUUAAAUAGAUUAUUAA
Leptopilina boulardi is the source of this 998-nucleotide messenger RNA. Its product is annotated as odorant receptor 67a-like. Gene Ontology annotation, cellular component: plasma membrane. The coding region runs from base 105 to 884 and encodes 259 amino acids. NCBI's taxonomy places the organism in Eukaryota, Metazoa, Arthropoda, Insecta, Hymenoptera, Figitidae. The record is from RefSeq and is a predicted model, not a curated record. Gene Ontology annotation, molecular function: odorant binding; olfactory receptor activity. Gene Ontology annotation, biological process: sensory perception of smell; detection of chemical stimulus involved in sensory perception of smell. The transcript is spliced from 4 exons.